GCCGGGGCGGCGAGAUCGUGCCGAUUGGCGCCCACCGUGCCCCGCAACGGACAAGUCCCUCCAGAACACCCGCCGCGGAACCGGAACACGCCUUCCGGCGCCGUUCGUGCGAACAGGACAUGGCCAAUCAAGAAAUCGCGCGUCGCAUCCACCUCUCUACCGAAGUCGCCCAUGACGGUGCAACUGGCUAUCCACCUGGAUUUGACUGCACCGACGAGCUCAUCGGCUACGUCCAAUUGCUCCAAGGAUGUUGCUGCAGCUACUACGAGGUGAACGAAAGCAACGACUUGGGCAGGGCUUACAGCGAAGCGUUCACCAGGCUAAACGCUCGUAGUAUCAAAGAGGUAGCGAACGGUGUCCUCGCUGGAAACGCAGAAGACGUGGUUGAAUUUGGGAUGCGGUUCUGCACAGGCUCCGGAGGAGCGGAGAAAAACGUCGCAACUGCACUCUCUGCAUGGGAGCAUAUCGUCAGCCCUAGCUCGGACAUGCCGCCCCUCUCGCAGCCGCCCAGCCGACGCGUCCUCGCAAUCGCCUACGCCCUCCAAGCCAAAGUCUACGACGAUCGCGCAUUUGUGGACAUAACGAGAGGCCGGCUCCAGAUCAGCGACCUGCUCCGCGCGGCCAAGGCAGCCAACGCCGGCGCUGCACUCGGACUCGUCGCGCCCAUCGUUCUGCGCGUCGCCGAAUACGUGGCGACCGGUCCCGUUCCGUUCAGGGAGCUCCCGGAGUUCGUGGGUCUCGAGGAUAUGUGGCGCGCGUGGGACCGGAGGGUUGAGGAGAUGGCAAGGGAGCAGCUUGUGCGCGACCGCAAGGUUGCGAGGGCGCCGAAUGCGUAUCGUUGCGCCAUGAAGGGCUGUGGGAUCGAGGGAACGAAGAAAGCCGCGCUCAUGAGGUGCGCCGGGAAGUGUGAGGGCGCGUACAAGCCUCACUACUGCAGUAAAGAGUGUCAAAAGAAGGAUUGGAAGCAGCACAAACCGAACUGCAAGCCAGGCGUCCCGAGCCGGGCAGGCAGUCCCUUUGAAGACGUCACUACUCGACAGGACAAUGAUGCGUCCCCUGGGCGCGAUCCCUGGGAUGAGCAUCCCUUGCCGCAGAACCCGGGAAGAGAACGCGUCAUCACGGUGCCUGCACCCGGGCGACCAGGCCAAUCCUUCGAGAUAGCGUCUUCUACUAUGUCGUCCGAGAUGCUGAAGGAAGUAAGGGACGAGAUUGAGAAGCUUUCCUUGGACAUGGGUAAAUUUUGACGCUAUGAUUUGCUUGUUAUUGAUCCCCGUAAAGGCUCUGCCUGGUAUGGAGAACGAUACCCUGGGAAGUUGUUGUUGACCAACGUAGUUUUUUGAUACUGAAUUUGUAGCCUCUUGAUGCUGUACUUACGUCGCCAUGUCAGCUAGGCCCGAUCCGGGACCGGUGAAGGACGUGCUCCUUGCGAUCCCUGAAUGUAAUGUGAGCUCUCGGCACUAA
Messenger RNA from Rhodofomes roseus, 1461 nucleotides. RefSeq lists its product as uncharacterized. The transcript is spliced from 3 exons. Lineage: Eukaryota; Fungi; Basidiomycota; Agaricomycetes; Polyporales; Fomitopsidaceae. The record is from RefSeq and is a predicted model, not a curated record. The coding region runs from base 120 to 1244 and encodes 374 amino acids.